Molecule: messenger RNA, 4884 nt
Organism: Calliphora vicina (urban bluebottle blowfly)
Lineage: Eukaryota; Metazoa; Arthropoda; Insecta; Diptera; Calliphoridae
Gene: tinc
Product: tincar
Exons: 7
Coding region: 104-4585 (1493 amino acids)
Source: RefSeq, a predicted model, not a curated record
UCUCAAUGGAAACUCUCAGUGAAUUGCAUAAAAUUGUCAUUUUAAUCAUGAGAUUAAUAUAAAUUAAGAAACGUAAAAUCAAUAUUGUAUACAUAUCAAUUACAUGAACAAGGACAUGUCUAUUACGGGAUCAUUGUUAACAUAUGAAAAUAAUAACCACAUUGUAAAUAAAUCAAAAAAUCGCAGUUCCACUUUUUAUUCUUCCAAUUGUACUACUAGCAUCUUAUCUACUACAGCAAUCUCUAUGAGAAAAACAGCACCGUCCAGUUUAAAUUCGAGCAUAUCGAAUACAAUUUUAACUGAUUCAACUGGAAAUCAUAAACAACACCAAUCUCAUCCUAAUUUACAGAGUAAUUAUUUGCCAGCCAAGUAUAUGAAUUCGAAAAGAAAGCAUUCUAAAUACAACAACAGUAUGUAUUCUUCGCAGAUGUAUCCGGAUCAUAACAAUUACUUGCAUUUAAAUUCUUUAUGGUCAAUAUGGUAUGGAGUAUUGCUUACCUUAUUCCAAGGAUAUUUAGCUGUACAUGGUGCUUAUAGGUUUUUGGGUUGUUCUCUGAUUCCGUGGAAAAUUGAGCCUGUAGCUGAGCUGAAUUUACAAAUUAUUUUGUCUGGGUUGGUUUUCGUAUUACUGCCAUUUUUCUUUACCUCUGCAGUUUUUAAAGUAGGUAACUUGGCAAACGAUGGUAUUAAAUUGGGAAGUGCUGCAAAAGAGCGUCGUUGCACGAUGGUACCACAUGAUGGUUUAGAAGAAGAAUCACGUGGUGGUACAUUUCGAACGUUGUGGACACAUGGUGGACCUACGGCAGCUUUUAUACAUAUCUUGAUAGCAAUGUGUUUACUUUUACCACGUUUACUUUUGGAAGGACGUAUAAUUGAAAAUGGUCUGCUGCCAAGAGAAACAAUUUGGCAAACUGAACUUGAUUUUGUGACAGUAAAUCGUCGCAAUUUGAUAGCUUUAUCUGUUAAGGCCUCACCUUAUCAAAACAAUACGCCAUUCGAAUCACAAGAAGAUGAGGACUAUUUUAAUGACACCAUAUUUACUGCCUACGCCAAAAGUGGCAAGAAUGUUAACAAUUUGUUGGAUAAUAAUUAUAAACAACAAGAUAAAAAAACGAUAUUGAAAAUAUCUGGAAAAACAAAAUACUUUGAAUUGCCAGAUUUAGUUGAAGCCCAUAUAAAAGAAAAUAUCAAUGAUCCAAAUAAUUUUAUAUCUGAACAUGUGACAAAAGAAGUAUCAACAAUUCCCCCUAUUUAUAUCCAGAACGUCACAUAUGAGGAUGAAACUGCGAAUAAAACAUUAACAUCAAAUGUAGAAACUACUACCAAUGCAGCUGUUGAUAAAUAUAUUACAUCAACUAAUAGAUAUGUCGACGUUGGGACAAUAACUAGUGAUAACUUUCAUACUACAUACUCAAUACCUACUCAACCUACUAAAAUAACUCCGAACUAUAGCGAAUUUAGCUCGUUCACAUCUCCAAACCCAAAACAUAUUUCAUAUCAUAUACAUCAUCAUAAUCAACAACAUCAAAGCCAUAAUCCUCAUGUUGGCAAGUCGAUACGAAAACAUCACCGACAAAGAAAAAUUUCUUCGUCUUUAGCCCAACGUAAAAAUCACCAGCAGCAUUCUCAACAUCAUAUAGCUAUGAAAUCCUCUAGGCGAAUAGAUAAUGUGCCUCUUUCGAAUAAUGAUAAAUCCGACGAAUCUAUAGAUUUAAAUAAUCUGGAUGAGCUAAAUACUCCACAUUCUAAUGAAGGACGUUAUGGUGGCAACGUAUAUGAACAUAGGCCCACUUCUUAUGAAGAAUCCGAUUAUGGUCAUGCUAGAGUAGCCAUUUAUCCAAAAUCGUCAACGACAAUUAGCACGACUACACGGGAUAGUAAUAUUCAUAUUGUCAAACCAGAAAAACUACCUGAGAUUAUACCAUCUACUCCACUCUCAAGUAAUUCGAAAAUUAUUGAAAUUAAAACAAAGCCAAAUAAAAAAAUUAAACGAGACAUUUCUUUAACCGAAGAAAAUCAUGUAGAAAUUGAACCGGAAUAUCUAGUUGGAGAUUUGGCUUUAAAUGAUUCUAGUGAAUAUAUAGCAGACAGCAAUCCAAUUGAAUCAUCUACCAUUUCAGCUGUUCAAUUACCUAACCCCGAAAACGGAGUAGUACGUCUUGAUGGAUUUGCUGGUAUGUUGCAAUUAUUUUUUGGUGUAGAGAAACCCAUAGAUGUGAAUGUCUUUAGACAUCCUCCUAGUGCUGAAUUUGUAAAUUUGUUGUUCGCCUUUUUGGUUUGGUGCGUUCGUUAUCCAGCGGUGUUUUGGACUACUGCCAAAUCAUUUGCUACCAUAUUCAGCGUGCAAAUGAUUGCAUCAGCUGCAGAUAUUAUCUUCAGUUUCGUUGGAAUAUCUAAUCUUUUUAAACUACAAAUUUACAGUCAAGGACAGCCUAUACAAAACCCUGGCUUAAUCUUAAAUGCCAGUGUCACACUUGCUCUAUUUUUGCUGUCUGUUAUAUUAAUACUGUCUUCAUCGAUGGUCAUGUAUUUGUAUGGACAUGGCCGUUUAUCAGUUAAAAUGCGUGAUCGUUCUAUAAUAUCUUUGAAGUCUAAUGAAUCUUGGAUUUAUUUUGCACAUUGUGCCUCGCUGUGCUAUGUUUUGGCUUUAUCUGUAGUUAAAGCUCCAUUGUUAAAUGACUUAAGUGCAACAUAUCGAUACAAUUUGCACUGCCCAACAUUUAUGGCAGCUCUUGUUAGCGUAAUGCAUAUAUUAUUAUGGAUUAUAAUUUGGCUGGGUUUGACUGUAAAACGUAAAUGGAAUUUUAAAUUGCCACCUUUGGAUGCAUACGCAAUAAUAGGAAAAGCUACUACACAACCAUUACUAAUGCACAACAGAGGAAGUUUAUCAAACACUACUACAGCCAGCUUAAAUAACUCCACCACAAUAUGUGUUAGCAGUUCCCCUGCAAGUGAAAAUAUGGAACACAAAAUUAACUGUGAAAAUUCCGGAAAUCUAAUCAGUAACGCUUCGAGCUCAGAUAUAUUAAAUGAAGCACCCCCCGAUGAGAUAUAUUGGCCCAAGCUAGCACCCAGUUCCCCGAAAUUAAAAGUCACCUUCAAUGAAGUUACGAGUACGUCUGACGAUGAUCAUCAUCAUCGACUAAGUGGUGAACAUGAACAAAACGAUGGCAAGCGCAAUUCGCCCUGUGGAACCUCGGUAUGUUUUACCAGUAUUGAGGGGGAAAUUGAUGAUGGAGAAUAUGCAACAUUAAGAUCAGGCACAGCAAGCAUUGUUGGCAUGACUUUUGGCAGUAGCAGCGAAACAGGGAAUAGCAUUGUUCUUUCUAAAGUUCAUACACCAACUGGUGGCGUAAAAGUUUUACAUUUAAGUGAAUACGACGAGUUGCCACCACCUCCACCUAAUAUGAUAUCUUCAAUGACGAUUACAAACCACACAACAAAUGUAACUAUAAAUCCUGAAAGUAAUUAUGUUAAUUGCCUUGAAGACAGCAUUGGCAAAUUGUUUGGUGAUGACAAUAUAUCUGAGGAGGGAAAAUUAUUGGAAUGUGUGCGAGAUGAUAGUGUGACUUAUGCUUCUACACGUGAUUUGGAACCACCGCCAGCAACAUCGGAUAUAAUCACAAAUAAUAAUAGUUUAGUAAUAUUAAGCAGGAAUCCUCAACAAAUGCCUAAACAUUCUUCAUCUCCAGAUCAUUUAAUCAGCCCUUUGGCACCGGUAAGGGUAGCUAUACACACAAAUGAAGCACAUAUUGCUUCCAGUUCUACUCCCCGCUGUUUACGGAGAGCCGACUCUGGCGUCCCUCAAGAAGCUUUAACACCACGCAGUGAUACAAAUUCUUGUGGUACAUCAAGUACAGUAUCUCCACCCGAAAGAGCUCCAUCCGAAUCAUCAAGUGGCGUUCACUCAGCUGAAGAACGAGAAAUUGAAGUUGUUAUAAGACCUAGGGUCGCCAGUAAGCCACUUGAAAAACUGCCGCCACCUGCCAUACAAGAAGAACCGUAUGGCCGUUGCACGAAUAUGCGUAUGUCCAGUUUUGCAGGGUUAAGCAAUGCAAAUAGUGCAACAUUGCCCUUACAGCGUUCUUAUACUGAUCAAAAAUUUGAUUAUUCUCAACAUUGCAGUACAAUGCCACUGCCUAUGAAUAGUCAUAAUCAUUACCAGCAACAACAACACUCAUCUAUGUAUGCCACUUCGGCCCACUGCAUGACACAAACUCAAAACGCUGCUCCUAAUGUAAGUUCUUUCAAAACACCUCUAUAUGCCAAUUCAGGAGUUGCAAUGUCGGGUCAAAAAACAAUUCCACCGCUCGACCGAGAUGAACAUACACGUCCACCAAUUCCACCUCCACCACAAGUUACACAUACUACGUUGCCAAAUGGUACACGUUAUUCAAAUCCUAACAUCUUAAGACGUCAUCCCUAUAUCAAAGGUCCAGAUCCACUAUAUAGCCAAACGUUUUCAAAAAGUGUCUAUGAAAGUUCUCUGGUCAACUCAACUAUACACGAAGAUCGAGAUUCUGCCAAUUAUUCAAUGAUCUCCGAUCAGGAAAGUCUCUAUGCCACAGCCAAUGCUUUGCACUAAUAUUCCAACUACAUACUAGUUAUUAUUUUGUAAUACUAAUAUUUUAAAUACUUACUUACUUACUUCUAUGCUUUUAACAUAAUAUUUAUAUACAUACAUACAUUUAAAUGCAUAGAUCAUAAAAAUACAUUAACAAAUCAUACUUAAAACUACAAAAUUUUACAAAUGGUAUAACUAAUAAUACAAUUAUAGCAAUUAUUCUCCUCUCAAUGCUUGAUAAUCUAGAGUCUUAUACAUAUUAUUGGACUCGAGUAACAUACGCAAUUUAUUUUACAAAAUACAGAGAAUUGUCACUACUA